This is a messenger RNA of Porites lobata, 5822 nucleotides long. NCBI's taxonomy places the organism in Eukaryota, Metazoa, Cnidaria, Anthozoa, Scleractinia, Poritidae. The record is from the annotation of a GenBank genome assembly.
AUGGCGACUGCAGCACCGUCACCCCUAGCCAGCUCAAGGGAGAAGACCAAUGGAAGCAAGCUGAACAGACUCCUGAUCGAUGGUGGAACAACAGUACUGAGGAAUAUUUUUGAUGCUAUUUACCCUCCUGCAAACUUGGUUGCUGAUCUCAAUGCCAAUUACUCAAUUCUUAACAAACUUCUUCGUAGAAGAGUACUAAAUAGACAUCAGUGGGACAAACUCUUCCCCCCUGGUGGGAUGGCACCAGAUUCCAACACGUUUGACAUCACUCUUCUGUUCCUUCUACUAACCAACAUUUGUGGUUUAUCCCCUCCCCUGACAGGAUGGCACACCAAGCCAUCCCCUGGUGACAACUCUCUUGAGGCUAACCUUGCUCGCGUUAAGUUCUUUCGGAAUGUGUUGUAUGGUCACAUGACUACCACCGGUGUAGAUGAGACAUCUUUCUCUUCCAUCUGGCAAGAAUUAAGCACUACUCUUCAUUCUCUGGGUUUAGAUCAAGCAGAAAUUGACAGACUGAAGGCAGAGCGCGGUGGAGAGCAAGAUUACCGUAAUGUCUCACUUGAGUGGGCUGACAGUGAACAGGACAUAAAAACAUGGCUGAAGAAUAUCCACCAGAUGCAACUAAAGCUUAUUACGACACUUGAAGAUGGCGCUCUAAACCUGGAAGAGCUACGUCACGCUCAGUACGCCCUAAGACAAACUCAUGAUGUUGCAGUUGAAGCAGUGGAGGUAGCACUCAAAGGACAUCAAGAGUUGAGGGCAACACACCAGGAAAGUAUGUCUCAUAAACAGGGAGAGUGUGAGUCCCAAACCAAAACCAGCCAAGCUGGAGAUGAAAUUCGUGAAUCAAUUCAAGAAGUAAAACAGGAAGUAAAAAGCUUGAAGAAAAAGCCGAGAACCGAGCACGCAGAUGAGGUGCUCAAGACCCUUGUGAAGUUUGAAUUCAAAGGAGAUAUAGAGUAUCAUGCAAAUAAAUUCCAGGAAGGAACUCGUGAGUGGAUCUUCAAAAGCAUCGAAAAAUGGUUAGACGACCGGAGCUCGCCACACCGGGCGAUGGUAAUCAGUGGAAAUCCAGGGAUGGGAAAGACUGUUAUCUCUGCUGUUGUUUCGCAAAGAAUGCAAAAGGCUGGAAUACUGGCAGGAAGUCACUUUUGUCAGCAUAACAAUUCACGGUACCGAGAUCCAAGUUUAAUGCUCCAGUCUUUGGCCUGUCACUUGUGUCAAGCGAUGCCAAGUUACAAAGAUACUCUGGUGGAACAGCUGUCAAGAAAUAUGGGUGAAGGCCUCAAAAACAUGGGUGUAGAAGAGCUGUUUGCGUUGCUGUUCAAAGAGCCUCUAAGCACAGUACAAGAUCCUGGAAGAAACACCCUAAUAAUCAUAGACGGUGUCGAUGAAAGCGAGUAUCAAGGACGCAAUGAGCUUCUACAUGUAAUCAGCAACCACUUCUCUAUGCUUCCAGUUUGGAUUAGAAUUUUGAUCACAACUCGUUCAGUGAGGAGCAUAACAGAGGCAUUGCGACAUUUAGAGCCAAUCGAGCUUAAACAAAAGCGCGAGGAAAACUUAAAUGACAUUCAAACCUUGUUUGAAAAUCAACUCAGCAACAAAAUUGGUGAAGAGCAUAAAGAUAUUAUCUUGAAAGAGCUGGUUAAGAAAUCAGAAGGCCUGUUCAUUUACGCUUAUUUUAUAGUGGAUUUUAUCCAAAAGAAUGUUUCAUUUCUCACCCCUGAUCAGUUACAACGCGUGUUACCUUCAGGUAUUUCAUCCGUUUACUUGUCCUAUUUCAAACGAUUAGAGAACGAACUUUGCAAAGAGCCUGAUACAGAUGAGGAAUCUUUUUUGCGUUUCCUGUGUGCAUUGACCGCUGCAAGGGAACCAUUACCAGUGGAAUUCAUUGCCAAAAUUCUAAACCUAAGAGGAAAAUCUUUGACUGCGCGGCGAAAAGUUAACAAAGCAAUAUCUUGCAUCUCUACACUGUUACCAGUUCGGGAGGGUCGUCUGCACUUUUUUCACAAGUCAAUCAAGGACUGGCUAAGAGCAUCAUUGCCCUAUGAACAACAUGAUUUCACGGUGGACGAGAAAGAAGGUCAUGCCGUCCUUUCUGAUCUUUGCACUUCUGAACUCAAAAACAUCGACCAAAAAGGGAUUCAUGGCAAACAGCUAACCAAUACUGAAAAAUAUGCUUUGAUUCAUACUUCCCAGCACAUGCGUGAGGCCAAUGAUGAUCAUCAAUGGAUUGACCGUUCAGAGACCAUAAGUGGCACAUCUAAUCAGGUAUACCAGUAUGUGACGAACCUACAUGCUUAUUUAUCCAAAACUCUGUGUAAAUAGAACAUCCACUACGGAGGAUCUCUAUAGCAAAGAGAUUUGAUUGCAAUAUUGCUCUAUAAUCUUCUAACGAAACACUCUUAUAUUUUGCUCGAUCGCCCUCAUCCUUUUUUCUAGUGUUUGAUUAACGAAUGCAUCCCUGAAUUAUUGCCUAUGGUAGCGAGUUUUGUCGAAUUAUCUAUUCCCACAAUACCCUGCAUGAAAGUCCUAGACUAUACAGUAGAACCCCGCCUUACGGCCACCUCGAUAAUACGGUCACCUCGAUAAUACGGUCACCUCGUUAUUACGGCCAGUUUUUUUUUUGGCCCGGCAAAACGGCCAUACAUUUCCUUAUAAAAGAAAAGCGUUAAUGCGGUCACCUCGUUAUUACGGUCAUUUCUUUUUGGCCAGGCAUAACGGCCGUACAUCUUCUUAUAAAAACGUUAAUGCGGUCACCUGUUGAUACGACCACAUUUUAAAAUCCGAAACAGUAGAAUCCCUUCUAAUUUCACCCCGUUGAUGCGGCCACUCGUUCGAAAUUUAGAAAAUUAAAAUGCAUGUGACAUGUCGAUUUUAUUGAUGUAGUAAUCUAAGCUUAUUCUCUUCCUGCAUUUAGACUACAGUACACUUAAAAAUAUAAUGCACUUGUUGCGAUUUAUAGCCGAAUUUUCAAAGAGUUUCAUGUACUGAAGGGAAAUUUUGAGAAUUUUUUUCAAUUACUGUACGUGAUAUCUACAUUCCGGUUGUUUAUUAACGAGAACAGUACCUUGAAUUGAAUGCGAUGUACGGUGUAUUCCUGGUGUAUUUGUCAUAACUGCCCUCAAGUCAUGAAAGUUAAGCCUGCCCCGAUAAUACGGCCACGCUGUUAAUACGGCUAAUUUUUUUGGCCCAUUGGUGACCGUAUUAACGGAGUUCCACUGUAGUAAGGAACAGACGAGGGGAGCAGAUGAAGCAAGGUUCUACUGUUCAGACAAAAUCGCAUGUUUUGAUGUUUCACCUGAACUGGAUUACCUGGUAUGCGAGUGUCGAGAUGAAACAAUCCAUCUGUUUUCCCUGCAGACUGGUACCAAAGUAUGGGUUCGACCAUCACCAAUAAAGAGAUAGUAUGGUUUUAGAAAUGAAUAUAAUGGGAGUGGCGCAUAUCGUCAGGUAGAGAUGCACUUGUUGUCAUUUUACAAUUCUGUCACAUUUCAUCCAGUUGGGAAGUCGGUAAUACCUGGAAGUCUUCGAUAUGUUUACACCCUAACUGGAGAGAAAGAAGACCUUUUUCCAGAAAGUGAUUGUACGUUCUCAAAUUGGGCCUUACGUUCGUUAAAAGAUGGGGACUCACUAUUCACACAUUGCCCCGCAGAGCCAAGGGGGAUAAGCAUUUGGGAUAUGGUAAAUGGCCAAAAAAUAUUUAUUGAUUGUGAGAAAUACAUAUUUUCUUUUACCGUUUCUGAUGAUGGGUCACUAAUUGCUUUUUCCAACCCUGAAGUAGAUCACUAUGGUACAAUUACUGUUUUUGACUCAAACACCAGUCUCGUUUGUAUGUUAUACUCCCCGACCCCUUGGGUUUUUUCGUGUGUGGAAUGUUACGCUUCACAUCGAAUAACAACACUCCUGUUCCUGUUUGUGGCUUUCUACACAAAAAAUGCGCAGAUGAAGAUUCUUGCUACUUUUUCAUUCCGGCUGUAAAUACUUUUCACCUUUAUAACUCUCAUAUCAUUAACAUUAGCCUGUUAUUUUGAGACAAUACUUAGGGACACACCUUGACUUAGGGUGGCUCUGUUACUCCAUGACCAUGUCCCCUCUCAGAAGAACAUAACUCUUACAUAAUGUGUAUUUGAUAUAUGUUUUUUACCUUUUCACCUUCAUCAAAAUCGCAGAGUUCAGUGCUUCAUGCAAAAUGUUUCCCGGAAGUUCUCGGCAGGUUUUACGUUCCAGUGAAUUCUCAUGAUUUCUAAGUGACUUAUUUUCAGGACUUGUGGGAACUUGCACGACCGCCUGAAAAGUUGGAAUGGGCUGCUCUCGAUAAUAGUUUUAAUCUUGUGGAGAUAGGUCUCGCCUCGUAAAAGUACAGUUGUUACGGUAUAUUAUUUUGAUUAAAUAUAACGAAUGUUUACCAUUAUUAGCUUACGUGGAAGUCGAUUUCUUCUAAUUCUCUCUCUCCGUCUUUAGGAAAGCGCUACUGAUGGACGGUCAGCCUCUUUCGUGAGAGGCCCUUUAAGGGUAACACUAAUCGGAGAUCAGUGGGGAUCAUCAAUGAUCGGGUUGUCUACGGUGAACAGGGAAUUAGCAAAAAACCUUGCACGUCAGCCUGGGGUGGAAGUAACUAUUCUACUGCCACAUUACAGUGAAGGAGAGAAGCAAGAAGCUAAUGACUGUCAAGUGAGCCUUGCGACACCAGAGCCAAUGACUGGGUUUGAUUCAAUCCAGGCAUUGAGCUUUACUAGAGAAGAUCAUGAUAUUGAUGUUGUUGUAGGCCAUGGUCAGAAGCUUGGAGCACCAGCUCAGGCCAUAGCAAAACAACGCAAGUGCAGACGAGUUCAUAUGGUACACACUGCCAGUGAAGAGCUUACAAUGUUUAAGGAAGGCGAAGCAGCGAUACAUGUAGGCAAGGAGAAGCACCGAACUGAAAUGUAUUUGUGUAAGGAAGCUGAUGUCGUCCUUGCCAUUGGACCAAAGCUAAAGGAAGCUGUCUCAGCCAAUCUUCGGUGCUACGGUAGAGAUGAACAUGUGAUAGAUAUCACACCUGGAAUUUUUUCGGAGUUCGCAAACUUGGAACAAGCCAGUCAGGAAAGAGAACAAUUCCGCAUCUUAGUGUUUGGUCGUGGUAACUUGGAAGAUUUUGAACUAAAAGGAUACGAUAUAGCUGCUGAAGCUGUAGCAAGCCUAAAAGACGAAAACUACCUUCUUCAAUUUGUUGGGGCACCAAACGGUAAAGAAGAAGAAGUUAAAAACAGGUUACUGAAGUGUGGCAUUCCUCGCACACAGUUAACUGUUCGAAGAUUUGCUGAGAGUCGCAACGAAAUAAAAGAACUUUUGUGGACGGUCGAUCUCGCCAUUAUGCCGUCACGAACGGAAGGCUUUGGCCUCACCGCUCUUGAAGCACUAUCCGCUGGCCUUCCUAUUUUGGUAAGUAACAAUUCGGGAUUCGGUCAAGCUAUCCGAAAAGUAGAAUUUGGAUCUGCGAGUGUGGUGUGUUCCGAUGAUCCUAGAGAGUGGGGUAAAGCUAUCAGACAUGUGAGACAGAAACUACGGAAACUCCGGCUAAUGGAAGCUUGUUCUCUUAGAAAGUCGUAUGACAGAGAGUACAAGUGGGAUACACAGUGUGAAAAGCUUGUAGAUAGAAUGCGAAAAAUCCUCAAAUAAGCUUUGAGUAGACACUCAAGGUUGUUACGUGAUCGUAAAUAUGAACUUUUACGCAUAAACCAACGCUAACGGAUUGCCGUUCAACAGUUGAUCAAUCACACGGCUUUCGAACGGGUGAAGCAAGCCGUUUGAAUGGGUGUAUCUGAACGGAUGAACCAUUUGCU